AUGAUUUCAUCAGAAUCACAAUCCCCAUCUCCAUCUAAUUCCCCAUCAUCUUCAAUAAUGCCAAAUUACUUUGACGAAGUAGCGGCCACAACAGCAGCCGCAUCCAUUGUCAAUCACAGUGAUUUGACCACUGUGUUUGAUGAAUGGCUUGCAAAUGAUCUCGCGGGUUUCAUUUCCGAGGGUGAUGAAGAUAAAUUCUCAUUUUUCCAAACAACAAACACCGCGACAACAGCGGGUGAUGAUUUAUCCACAUCAAGUGAAAAUUUGUCACCUGUUACGUCGUCAACGCUAACGACACCUAGUGCGAAUCUUGGGUUUGAUGGUAUGGAUACGCCAUUUGAUUUAAUCGAUUCUCCUUUAUUCGGUUCUACUUGCGAAUCAUUUUCCGCCAGCCCAGUUAUCGAUCCUGUUAUGGAUUAUUUCCCGGAACUUACUUUCUCAGAUCUUGCAUUCAAUGAAUUUGUAGACGGAGGAAGCUUGAGUCAUCAUCACCAUCAUCCUUUAAUUAAAAUGGCGCCAACUACUGCGGCUCUUAACGUACCCGUAACUAUUCCUGAUAACAACAGCAAUAAUAUUACAUCACCUUCGACAGCCAUUAAAUCAACGCCUCAACUAUCUUCUCCAAUGUCGACCGUGGCUUCUGCUCUUAAUAUACCAUGGGAUGGUCUCAAUGCCAUUAAUCCUGCUCUCGAUGAAACUGCCUCAGCUCUUGUAUCUGCGAUCUUGAACGUUAAAACUUCUGCUGCUGCUCGAACUCGUCCAAUGGUCCGAUCCCUUCAUUCAACUCGUCGUGGUUCCUCAAACGAUCAUCAUACUCAUAAUGCAUCUGCUCAAAUACCUGUCACGACAACAAAUUCUGAACCUGUAAUCAUUCCACCUACAUCGCACGUGAUAACACAAGAUCAAUCUGCUGAAGACAUGGAUCUUCAUAUGGUCACCAGUCCAACGUUUAAUAACAAAAUCAAUAACAAUGCUGUUAUAUCUAAUCACAGUAUCUCUCGUAAUAGUCGAAAGAGAGCACACAACGAUGUUGCAAAAGAUCCAAAUGUCAUUGCCGAUGAAUUGGCAUUAAAACGUGCAAAGAAUACUGACGCUGCACGUAGAAGUCGACAACGUAAAGUUGAGAAGAUGGAGGGACUCGAGAGAGACGUUGCGGAGUUAAAGCAUGAAAAUUCCGAAUUACAAACACGUGUCGCGGUACUAGAGAGUGAAAAGAAGGGAUUGGAAGAAAAAAAUGCCGAGAAAGAUGCAAGGGUGCGUCAACUAGAACAGCAAUUGAGUGAAGCUCAUCAACGGCUGAUCAACAAAAUAUAA
Molecule: messenger RNA, 1314 nt
Organism: Ambispora leptoticha
Lineage: Eukaryota; Fungi; Glomeromycota; Glomeromycetes; Archaeosporales; Ambisporaceae
Source: the annotation of a GenBank genome assembly